AGGACGUCAAGGAUACGACGCACACUUUUUCCUUGAUAGACCCGAGCAAUACGAACAUAAGGCAACUCAAAAUGCCGAUUUCGUAUUUUAGCCUGCUACUGGUGUUGUCGGCUGCCUGGAUGGGACAUGGAUUGCCCGCAGAGCCGAAGGAACCAACGUCGAGGGAUUCGCGGCAGAUGAUGUUCCCUUUCGGUGUAGUACCAAUGCAGCAACCCAGUGAUUUCAUCGACGUUGGCACUUUAGUGCAUCACCUGCCUCCAGCAGCAAAACUUAGGUUGGUGGAUGCUUUGUUAACUACAACAGCAGCACUGUCUGAAAAUCCUCCAUUGAGCCCUGGCUACAAAGCUGGAACAGGGCCAAACAGUUUGGAUUUAUCGAAUCUCGACCCGAACGCUUCCCCUGAAGAACUCUUCCAAAGGAUCAGCCACCUGGUGCCGUAUUCGCUAGAAGAACUAAGAGAUAUGCAAUCACGGCUGGGAUUGGAUGCAGUUGUUACCCUCAUCGUCCAAGCCCUGGUUGGCCAGAUUGUAAGUGUUCUUAUAGUACCAUUCAUCAUAAGCAUAAUCGCUGGUAUGUUUGCUGGCUAAGCUGGGUGUCUGCUUGACGGCAACCAUUCGUUUGCGCUGCUUUAACUGUUUUGAUUUACGAGAAUGAUUCGUAGUC
Daphnia carinata is the source of this 663-nucleotide messenger RNA. RefSeq lists its product as uncharacterized. Lineage: Eukaryota; Metazoa; Arthropoda; Branchiopoda; Diplostraca; Daphniidae. The record is from RefSeq and is a predicted model, not a curated record. The transcript has 4 exons. Bases 72 to 587 code for a protein of 171 amino acids.